Daldinia caldariorum is the source of this 1431-nucleotide messenger RNA. RefSeq names its product P-loop containing nucleoside triphosphate hydrolase protein. Bases 1 to 1431 code for a protein of 476 amino acids. Gene Ontology annotation, molecular function: GTP binding. The transcript has 3 exons. The record is from RefSeq and is a predicted model, not a curated record. NCBI's taxonomy places the organism in Eukaryota, Fungi, Ascomycota, Sordariomycetes, Xylariales, Hypoxylaceae.
AUGGAGUAUUCACCCGAGGAAUAUUCUGCGAAGGAAUACGUGCCCAGAGAAUAUUCUCCCAAAGAUACAAGCAGCGGAGUCGAGCCGGAUGAUCGCUCCGAUGCCUCGGACUAUGAUUCCGACUUUAGUUUUGUAACGCCUUCUAUAUCAGAUGACGAUGGCGACGAGCCAUCUACUGAAUGGGGCCAAAAGAGGUUAAUGAAGCUGCUCAACAACGUUAGCGGAGCACCGAAGCGUGUAAUUCGCUAUGUCGAGAAGUACCUCAAAAGUACCAAGCUGAUCUUCGUGGUGGGCCAAACAGGCACUGGAAAAUCGACCAUUCUACAAGAAUUAACUGGCCUGGAUCUGAAUAUCGGGUACACAUUGAAAUCAGGUACUCGGAAGUAUGAAAUCUGCCCUGCCUUCAUCGACGGACAACAAUAUCUCUUCGUAGAUACGGCAGGGUUUGGCGCUGCCGACAUGGAUGACAUGGCCAAUUAUUAUAAUAUCAUGAGCUGCUUAGAAGUCCUUGGCCCUUUCGUCACAGUUGCUGGUCUUAUUUUUGUCUAUGGCAAAAUGGAGAACCGACUCCGAAAGGAAGAUCUCAAAACCAUUCAAUGGGUUCAGUGCUUCUGCGGUCCAAAAUUCUUCCGAAACGUCAUUUUCGUUACGAACCACUGGGAUACUUGGCACCCAAAGACUUUGGAAAGAACUUGGAACAAAGUCCCCGAAUUGCUUGGUCAGGAAGAUAUCAAGCGAAUUCUAAACCCACCAGGUCGCUAUCGUGGAGGUUCAGUGUAUCAUCAUGGCUUCCCAGGAGGUAAAGGGUCCACUGAUGGGUUCGAACAUAUCUUAGACCUUGAGGAAAACAAAGCUCAAAGACGCGACGAACUCCGGAAGUUAAUCCGACAACAUUACGCAAACGCAACAGGUAUAAAAUUACAAGUUGCCCGAGAGAUGGAGAGUGGUGUUCCAAUAUCGGAAACCGAAGCAGCCAGAGUAUUAAGGGAAGACCCGUUCAAAACUGAAAUUCACAUCCAGAAAGGUCACGCCCUCAUGUGGUUUAAGUCUGAUGGCGCACAAGUUUCAAGUCCCGCUCGAGAAACACAGUCAACACCAUCGACCUCGGAGUUACAGGUACAGCAUAAACAACUAACCGGGUCUGAACUAAGCACAUCUGACUCCAGUUCCGUGACUCAUGUAGGGAAGCCUUACGGAAACCAAAUUGUCAUCUACAACUCUUGCUCCCCAAAUCCACCGUCCAAAGAAGAUCGACAGGGCACGAAAAACACAGAGGAUGAAGAUCCAGCAUACGCCAAGAGUUGGUGGCAGAGAGCUUUUCAAUGGUUAAAAGCUGCCUUCUUCUCUGCCGGGUUUUUCAGAAGUCAUUCCAAUCAGGAGAUCCAGAGAAGCGUUGACUACCCACCUAGGUAUGUUGAAUCUAUUCGGUAG